This is a messenger RNA of Manis javanica (Malayan pangolin), 2617 nucleotides long. RefSeq names its product ankyrin repeat and sterile alpha motif domain containing 3 (gene ANKS3). Gene Ontology annotation, cellular component: cilium. Gene Ontology annotation, molecular function: protein binding. Lineage: Eukaryota; Metazoa; Chordata; Mammalia; Pholidota; Manidae. The record is from RefSeq and is a predicted model, not a curated record.
GGAACCGCGGGCGGGCGCGGCGGCAAGCGGGCCGGGUCGGCCGAGGGAGCGCGGCGGCGGCCGCCCGGGGCCCAGCGCAGGUAGGCUCCACGGCGGCCCGGUCCCGCCUGGGGCAGGCACCUGCUGCCCGCCGUCGGGGCCCGGCGCAGCGUGUCGCAGCCCUGCCACUUGCUCGCAGCGAAGGAAAGACCUAGCCCCUGGACCUCUCUCCACAGCGAUGUCGGAGCUCAGCGAUGAAGCCAGUGAGCCAGAACUCUUGAACCGCAGCCUGUCCAUGUGGCACGGGCUGGGUGCGCAGGUCAGCCGGGAGGAGUGGGCCGUGCCCCUGGACCUUCACACAGCUGCUUCCAUCGGCCAGUAUGAAGUCGUGAAGGAGUGUGUGCAGCGGAGAGAGUUAGAUUUGAAUAAGAAGAACGGUGGUGGCUGGACGCCGCUGAUGUACGCCUCCUACAUUGGACACGAUACCAUCGUGCACCUGCUGCUCGAGGCGGGGGUGAGUGUGAACGUGCCGACCCCGGAAGGGCAGACCCCCUUGAUGCUGGCCUCCAGCUGUGGCAACGAGAGCAUCGCCUACUUUCUCCUCCAGCGAGGUGCUGAGCUAGAAAUGAAGGACAUUCAAGGCUGGACUGCUCUCUUCCACUGCACCAGUGCUGGGCACCAGCAGAUGGUCAAGUUCCUUUUGGACAGCGGAGCGAAUGCCAACGUGAGGGAGCCCGUCUAUGGAUUCACUCCUUUGAUGGAAGCAGCUGCCGCCGGCCAUGAAAUAAUAGUACAGUAUUUUCUGAAUCAUAAGCAACUGCUCUAUUUAUUCAGCACGUUUUCAUCGAGGUCAUUGAUGCUGAGUGUUGCAGGGCACUUAAGCAUUAAGGAUACAGUGGGAGCCCAGGUGGACAGCAGAGACCACAGCGGGGCCACAGCCCAGAUGCUGGCCAGGCAGUGUGGGCACAUGAAGAUCGUGGGGCUGAUAGACGCUCACUCGCCCUCUCUGCCCAGGAGCCUCUACCGGAGCCCAGAAAAAUACGAAGAGCUGAGCUCUUCAGAUGAAUCCUGCCCUGGUCCCCAGAGACAGAGGCCCUGCCGGAAGAAGGGCCUCAGCAUCCAUGAGGGGCCGCGAGCCUUGGCCAGGAUCACAGCUCUCGGACUCAGAGGCAGGAGACCGCAGCCUCGCUGCGAGCAGGCGCCUCCCCGGGGCUACGUCACCUUCAACAGCAGUGAUGAGAACCCCCUGGAAGGGGAAGGCCUCUGCUACAGGGACGUCACCUCCCCCAUCAAUGACCGGGAUGUGGAGAGCAGCAGCUGCAGCAGCCGGGAAGAGCACGGCUUCUGUGCCGACCUCGAGGCCGUGCGGAGCAGCAGCAGCGAGGGCCCGACGAGAGUCCCGGGGGUCAGCAGCGAGGCCUCUUUGGAGAGCAACGAGGAUUCGGAUCAUGCUCAUAAAAGCUCAGUUCGCAAGCAAACUAAAAGUUAUGUGAAGACCAAGAAUCGUUACAGCAACAGUGACAGCCAGUGGCCUCCCAGCACCGGGACUUCUGGGGCAGCCCGUUCCCCAGGAUCCAUCCCCCAGAUCAGGAGCUCCCCCUACUCAGGACCCCAGGACCUCGCCACGCUGCUGGAACAGAUCGGGUGUCUCAAGUACCUGCAGGUGUUCGAGGAGCAGGACGUGGACCUCCGCAUCUUUCUGACCCUCACUGAGAGCGACCUGAAGGAGAUCGGCAUCACGUUGUUUGGGCCCAAGAGGAAGAUGACCUCUGCCAUCGCCCGCUGGCACAGCAGCGCGCGCCCCCCCAGUGACGCCCUGGAGCUGGCCUAUGCCGACCGGCUUGAGGCUGAGAUGCAGGAGCUUGCCAUUCAGCUGCACAAACGCUGUGAGGAGGUGGAGGCCAUGCGGGGCCAGGUGUCACAGGAGCAGGAGCUGCGGGCUGUGGUGGAGAGCUGCCUCCUAGAGCAGGACGGUGCCCGCAAGGACAUCCACGCCCAGCUGCAGGAGACCUGGGCCCUCGCCCGGGAUGCUGCUCUCGCCUUGGACCAGCUGCAAGCCUGUCAAGCUGAGCUGUCGGCCCGAGUGAAGCAAGACGAGUUCCCCCAUGGGGCCACUCUGGGCCCGGCCUCCCCAGCAGCUGCCCCCAAAGGCUGGCAGGCCUCUUUGCAGACCCUGAGCCUCCCUGAGCUUUCACAAGCAUUGGAGGAUCGAGUCCAUGAGAUGGGGCGAGUGCUAUGCUCAGUGACUCAGAGCUUGGAGAAGCUGCAGGCGCUCCACGGGAAAGAGAACUGGCGGGAGCCUUAGCCGGGAGGGACGACUCUGACGUCGGGUGAUAGAUCCACCCUGAAGCUGUGUGCCCAGAGGACAGGAGGGUGGAGAGAGACGGCAGCAGCAGGCCAGGUCCCAGCGGGGCCAGAGGAUUGGCCCCAGGAGCAGCCACGGACAGGACAGGACUUGGCCAGUGUGAGGGCAGCGAGGCCCGCACGGAGGCAGGACGAGGGCCUCUCACCCAGAACCUGGCAGGGCCUCGGGGAGAGAGCCAGUUGCCACACUGAGGUUUGCCCUGCUGGGUGAGGACUGGGGCGCCCGGGCAGCAUAUUGUCAUUUGCUGGAAAAUAAAACUUAAGAUCAGCUGGU